AUGCAAUCACAGCUAAUUUCGCAGCUACAAAAACUGCAGCAGCGCCCUGUGGAUGACAAACGUAUCACGGAUUCCUUUUUGUUUUCAAAGAGCGAUGCCAAAAGUUAUUCACGUGAGCAAGUCCUUCAGCUUGCCGCAAGUGGCUUGAAAAUGCUUAUCACCAUCGAUAACCGCUUUCAUCCCUUUCUGGAUGACCUUUUUAAUCCUAAAAAAACACGUCAAGAGCGGAGGUUACUGCACACAGAGGAAAGUAAGGCGCUUGACCUACGUUUAGACCAUUUUCUCACGUUGCUCAGCCCUCACUUGUUUCUGACAGCUGCUCACCAAGUAUUUGAAUACCUAGUUCGCGUGCAUGAAGUACAUGUGUACAAUGUAGAAACCGUUCUGCGAGCUUUUCUGCCUUAUCAUGAUCACAAUAUCUUUGCUCGUGCGCUUUUGCUGCUGGAUCUCCGUGAUACCGGUCUCGAUUUCUUGUCUACAAACCAGGAGCAUGGCGCGCCCUUGUUGCGAGAGCAUUUGGUCAUGGCAUGUGCGGAAAGUCGGAAAGUACUACGAUUGGUUUGCAUGACAAUGUCUGCACCGGUUCGGUUAGGUAUUCCACAUAACGCGGCGAAUGCCCUUUAUGCUAGUGUUGCCACUGAGUUGGCAACUCACCCUGAUGCUGAGUUCAUCUGGCGUGUUCUUUUACCAUUUGAAGUUGAGUUCCUGACCGGUUCUGGGGUUCCUCUAUCCCAAGGAGGCCCCAGCUCCUCACCGACGGCGGCACCCAGUCGGGAGGUGAUUGGCACCUCUUUACUGGUGCUUUCCGCGUGGAGCACGGAGGUGCGAUUUUCCCAACCCAUGAUGUCUGCCAUCAUGCGACCCAUUGUGUCAAUUUUCGUUCGUAGCCCAGACCUCACCGGGGCGGCAGGGAACGCCUCUGUUCCACUUCUGGACUUACUCCUUCUUAUGGACCGCUUUCUGGAGUCCCAGAGGCAUAUGCUGAAUGAGAUCAGCUUCGCUCCACACAUCGUUGCGUUACUAGCGCUGCCGUGGUCGCGUUGCGUCGGAGUUUUGUCACAGGCCUUUGCCGAUGCCGCCUCGGCCGGAACGGUGCUUUUUCCCUUCCUCUGGACUUUCCUCAGUCGGUUCUGUCUGGAGCGGCUUCGUGUGGCGAAUUCCAUCGCAUCGAUCCCGGCUGACGUUCGGAGCUUUCUGAUAUGCGCCGCGACGGAGCUGCCAUUGGGUAAGAGUCUGGUAAAGGAAUUCUUCCUCACGGCCGUUCACUGUGGACAGGUCCUCAACCCUGAAGGGGAGGGUCAGGAUCGCACGUCAGACAGUAAAGAAGGUGAUAGGAACGGUGCUGAUACGGGUAGACCUUCGGAAGACUCCAAGGAACGGAGAGAUCUACUUACAACUAUCAUCUCCGCUUUGGAGAGGCGUUAUCAGUCCGUGUUUGAUUCUACACUUUCAGAGAUGUUAAGCUCUCCUAGCAUGGCUAAGGCAUCCAUAAGAUACCUUACAGCACAUCUUGGAGGUACGCGUUAUCAAAUGGUGGAUUUGGGCCGUACUUCUGCAUGUAGAGAAAUCCCGGAAAGCCUUCCAAUAUUUGCCUGUUUGCUUCACCCUCUUCCAGAAGUUCGGAAGGUUGCUGCAGGAGUUAUUGAUGGGAUGACUACGGAGCAACUUUGCUCUACGAGAGUUGGUGAAAUUUCUCAUGAAAGUAUCACGGACAGCUCGCUUAUGGGAUUACUGGCGCACGUUGCCGAAUGUGAGUCAGAUCACGGAGUUGCGGAGCGCUUUCUAAAUACAGCGGCUGUAGUAUUUGAGAAGUUGACGCACGUGUUGCAUAAGGCGAAUCGAGAUGACAGUGGAUGUGGGGGAGUAGAAGUUCUUCCCAAUGAUAAGCUUUUCUUCUAUGACAUCGUUAUUAAAAAACUCCUACGAUCCUUAUAUAUCAUGGGUGCGCAGAUUGAUAUUACCGUUCAAGCUAAGUACUUCAACACGAUUUUAACCCCUUUGCUGGAAGAGUAUUUGAAGAACUCAUCGGGUUCAGCUUCGAAAAUUGUUCUAGGAAAGGCGAGUAAGUCAGAGAGGGAUGGGACCCAACCACCGAACACCAAUAUGAAGUCUUAUAACUCUUCUGUAUUCUACUAUACCAUUCUGCUCUAUAUUUCGCUCACUUCAGCCAGUCAAGUACUUCACCAUCAGUCUGCUAACGAAGAGGAUAGUGCGGAAUUGGUUCGAGCGAAGUUAGUGCGAACUAUGGAGGACAUGCUACUCAAGUGCUUCCCUAAUCUGGCAAACAUUCACGCCCUUGCAUCUUGCAGUUCUACACUGAAAAAUAACUUUAAUAUGGAGUGUGGUAGUAAAAAAAUAAUGUUCAACAAUAUACAGACUUCUGAGUUGAAUGAGAUGUUGGGGGUACUUGAAAUUCCAGAGGUUAUGCAGAGCGUUGCGAUCGAAGUCAGAGAGCGAUCCGAGACCACUUUCAGGGCUAUCGUGUCUCUGCUUAAUUACAAAGCCGCCUCUGAGGUGCGGGUAGAGAUGACUGUGAAUGAGUUCAUCAUUGUAUCAAUUGCAAGCUUGAUGAUGGAUCUCCCUGGUGCAGCUGAAAAUCUUCUUCAAUUUUUCAUUGGGUCUCCCCACCAAGACACUCUCAGCGCGUUUAACCGGAAGGUCUUUGAAUAUUCUUCCCGACAGGGAGGUAGUGACGGUGACAAUAUCAAUCAAGGCUACUUAGGCAUAUUACAGCGAGUGCAACGAUUUAAUGCGGGCCAAGACCUGAUGUUGAGUGAAGGUAGGGCAGCUGUAGGAAGGGGUCAACUUCAAGAUCCCCUUUCGUCUUGCUGUCUUCCAAGCAACAACUUUACGAAGCGAUUCUCAUUAGUACUGCAGAAGUUAGUAGGAUCACUUCUCAGGUACAAAAUGAACACAAAUUUGUCAGCUUUGUGUUCAGUUACACAGCUACUUGGAUACUUGAAGGCGCCGCUGCCUGCAAUGGUGGGUCAUCUGGAGGCACUUGCACCAACCUACUUAUUCCUUUUAGACCUGUCUCUUCGACAGGUUUCGGAAACUUUGGACGCGUCGAUGGUGCCGUUCCCUAAUGAGCUACCCGUGGAUUGGUGUAUGCUUGUUAGAGAUGCCGUGUUUGGUGCAGCGGGGCAUGCGGAACCCUUGAACGAGACCAUGUUGUCAAAAACUUCUAUACUAAACUCACUAGCUGUGUGUAUUUUCCUACCACUUUGUGUCCCCAUAUCCCAACGUGCUGCCAUUUUGAAGCAACUACAGGAUUCCAUUAUGCGUGCGGCGGCGGUGAAAAAACUCAAGCGAACUGUUUCCGAGGAAGAGUCUUCAGCAUUUCUGUUUCUAAGCGCAAUCUUUUCUGAUACAUUGCCUACUGAGGAGCUUAGUUUAAAUGUGACGACGCUUAACAGCCUGGUAGAGUCAAUGGCUUUAGAAGAGUCACGAUUUCGUUUGAUUGAUAGUGCUGCUGAACUGGUCGGAGCGAUUUUUACAGCGAUGUCACAUGGGGAGGCGGAUCAAGUGAUAACUAAGCCUGCUAUGCGAACACUUUCACUCUUACCAUACAGACUCGCGACAAAGGUUCUCGAAUUCUUUUUCGAUGCCCCCUCAGCAAGUGCUAUUAUGAAGCGUAAAAUCACACCCCAAAAGUCAUUUUCGUCGUUCCCCUUUCCCAACCUUCUUCCAGUUGUAGAUCAACUUCUACAGGUUGGGGCUGGUACCUAUCAUUGGGCACGGAAAGGGAAAGCAAAGAAAGGCCCCGAGAAACGUGGUAACGACAACCAAACCGAAUUUGAGUUGCCAUUAGUGGCUGCCGAUUUCCUUAAGGCCAUUUGCUGUCGUAGUGUUAUUCAUGUUCAGGUAGCCAAUUCAGAAAUCCUCGAACUUUCCCAGAAUUCUGUGGUGCGCCUCUGGAUGCUACUUCUAGAAUAUCCGUAUCUGCGGAUUAGAGGGGAUGUCAGAUUUCACACAACUACGGAAUUCACUUCGGUUCGUCCGUUAUACCGUUAUGCACUUACUGCUCUGUCAGUAGCACUUCAGGCUGGAUUAAAUGAUGUUUCCUCAAACCAAGGGAAUGUGCUUAUCAUCACUCGUAAAAAGUCAGACAAAGAGUCAUCUUUGAAAUCGAGGAAGGAUGAUGACGUUGAAUCCAAGAGGAGUAAAUUCGCAGUGGAGUUGGCCGCGCUAGUAGCACCGGCUCUUUUCGACAACGUCCUCCACAUCGGUUCCGAUGUGGCACGGCUGUGUGUGGGAACCAAAGGAGGUUAUGAGCGUGUUUUCUUGCCAGCACUGAAACAGGGUUUUUUAGGUACGCGCUUGGAAGUGCUUCAUGAGCUUCUGAAAAUCCUUGUGCCAUCAACUUCGCAACACCAAAAUGUGGAAACCGACUGGCAAGCGCCGUCCGAAUGCUCGCUAAGCAACCCUCUGCAUUAUUCAGAUGCAAUGUGUAUCAUUGAAUUGAUCCGGGACCAGCUUAAUCAACUGAGGGAUUGCCGUUGGGUCUGUACUAAACAUUGUUUGUUGUUACUCAAAGUCCUCUCUACAUUACUGCAAGUUUUGCCAACAGUGCAAUGCGAUGAUGAUGCAGACGAGUCUCUUUUGUCUAUUGUUAUGAAGAUUUUAGAGGAAUUUCCUCUCGACUCCAUGUGCCCUCUUCUUGAUGAGGACUCUGUUCUUUCCCCGGAUUCACAAUGGGCCGAGGAGUUUGACUUGGUUUCGACCCCAAUUGGGGGUCGCCACGCUGUAGUGAAUGUUUAUACACGGCAGGUGCUUCUUUAUUUGAAGGACUAUACCACUCUCUGCGUUGAGCAAGCUCAUGCGCUUUCUGAAAAUGAUCCGCGUGGUGCCUUCAAGGUGAGAAGCAUAAUUCUGAGGCAAGGUCUUGCGCUCAUCGUGUCUCUUCUUUCUCCUCAUUCCUCUACAGGGGCUCAACUUGAAGAGGACGUGGCCCAAGUUGCAAACGAGACUGAAACCGAAGUCAGAGAGGGGACUCAGGCAAAGGUGGAUAUUAUCUCAGAGUUUCUAAGGGGCUUAUCGCCACUUCUUGUGCCACAACAAAAGCCUGGUUCUGCACACAAUUUCGACUCAUCUGGUAAUAACUCGUUGAACCAGCAGCACUUUUUCCUGCAUAUUCCGCUUGUGGCCUUUUUGAUUAAACUGGAGCCUGUAGAAUUUACUGAGACACUUCAGUACCGAAGUGUUAUCGAGGUAUGCCAACAGAUCAUAACCAGUUUUGAUAUUCACACUCAAGUCUACUGCAUCUCAGGGCUCAUGCGUCUGGUUAUGGAUCCACAUGCACAGCUUUCUGUCCCAGUUGCCGCGGAUUCAAGUACUCAAAGCCACCCAGAUAAUGAAGAGUCGACGGGCCGAAGAGAAAAUAUACACAAUGAAGACUCUGAGCGCAAUAAACUCUUUCAUUUUUUUCGAAAGAUGAUAAAACCCAACCAAAUCAUCAACCGUCAGGAGUUACUGCUCAACGUCAUCAACAUAACCUUGAAGUCAAACGCCUUUUUGGAGCCUUUUAUCGAGUUACUAUACUACUCGGGUCGUUCCAAUACUAGGGCUGGUGAACAUGGCAGAACAGGAUACAAGAAUGCUGAAGGACGCCAUCAUGAUAGUGAGUUAUAUGAUCCUUAUGCUGCCCAAGAUUCACAAACUAAUCAAACGUGCACGCAUUUACUAGCUUCAGCUCUCGAGUUAUAUUCUCAUUACAGUGAUUUGAACCAGACCAUUUCCAAGAGCAGCAAAAAUACUACUCAAUCAGGUGAAGAUACCUUUAUAAGUGAGGAAGUGAGUUAUACCAUGUUGCUAGAGCUGCUUUCCGGUAAUACUUUAGCUUGUGUUCUUGCGAGUAUCAAUGAGGCAACGUUUGUCAGAUGCUUACAUCAGCUUCUGUCUGAUGCUCGUAUUUCUAUGCAGAUUAAAGGUCUUGAGGUAUUGUUGGAUCGGCUCCACCACUCGUUACCGACAGUGGAGAGUAUUAUCAGCGACGAGGAAGUUGAGCAGCACAGAAAGGACCUACGGGAUCCCAAAAAGAAGCUAACUCUGGAGGAUCUGGUUCGUGUUAAGGUGCGACCGCUAACCACGAAGCGUUCCUUCACACUCCUCCCACAACUUAAUACUCUUCUACAAUCAGCCCUGAAAAGCUCAGGUUUAUUCACAAUGAAGGCAAUUUCCAAGAAUUCUAACACGCAGUCGGAGCUUACUAUUCAAGGUGUGCUUCAGCUUUUCCGCAUUUCCCAAGUCAGCAUAUCUUGUAUCGAGGAGUUGGUGCGCAUUGUGGGCAGUGGUGGAAGUAUGCAGGCUGAGAAGACAUUGCUUAAUGCCAACCGUAGUAAGCGUAUGACAGAGGAGCUUCUUGCUAAACUCCUGGGCAAUAAGGCCGGUGUGAAGCUAGUUCACGAAUUCGUGACGAAUGUCUGCGUCAAUUGGAUUCCCAACGUGGCCCAAAGCCUCUCUUCUGUGCUCAAUACUACCACAGCUGCCGCUUCUCAGGCGACUACUUCGCCCACGCCGGAGCUUUACCAGCUUCGGGCCACCUUUGAGGAGGGCCUGUUGGAGACCCUAGUUUUGUUGCUCACUAGUCUUGGCACGGUGAUUCAGGUUAUGGGGCUUGCUUGCACCUCGUCACACUGCAUUGAAAUCCUGGAGGCCGUGACGUUGACCCUUGUGUACCAGGUGGUGGAUCUUCCCCCUGUGGUUGCUCGCUCUGCAGCAGGAUCGCUACUUCGGUACACGACGCUUUCCUGUCUGAUACGUUGUUUUCCACUGUGUUGGCAGAUGUGCCAACCGUACCUUCCACGUAUCAUAUUUGCGGCCACACACCUCACAAACUGUGAUGACGCUGAAACAAAUAGUUUGUGUAGCGAAGUGUUAGCGGUGCUGGAGGCACUUGUGGAGCCACAACUCUUUUUGGGGGCUUGUGCAACGUGUUUGCAGGGAUUUUCCAACGAUAGCAAUUGGAGCAUUUCGAUUGCGGAAACCUCCAACACGGACGACCACUUCUACAGUGCCAACAAGAUCAUCUCGUCAUCGUCCCCUUCGAUUACAGCCAACACAAGUUCACUAAAGGAGCAUACAAAGGAGAAGCUGUCUUUGCCAGGUCGUCACUGCAUCUUACGGGUGCUCCCUAACACGCAUUCUUACCAUAUGUUCUUCACCCGAGUAGAGAGCAGGAUACGUAAUUUGCGAAAGGAAGAGUUAAUGCACAUGAGUUCCCUGAUGGAUGACACAACUGUGCAAGGAAACUUUUGGCUAACUGCUUUCCACUCUCUUGCUAUGAUAUCUGUCUUCCCACCUCACGACAUUAUUAAACCUGUACUGGAGGCUUUCACUGCAUUCUUCCUGAAAUUCAAGGCAAAACGCUGCACGAAGCUUCUACGCAUAGUAACCGAGUGGGCCUUUGGCAGUGAUUUAGAUUCAUUUAUGAAAUCGAGCAUAACCAUAGACUCGGACACGGCUACAGGCAGCUUGACCGAUAAAAUGGUUUCUGACAAUGCGAAUGGAGUGUCGGUUUCGCGCACGACGUUGCACCGAUGGCUUCUUUUUUACACCUUGUUGAACCAUCAACUGGAAUUACUUGGGUCGAUUAUGGAGUUUGGCUACGGUGUCGCACUUCCUUGCAUUGUAGCAACACUAAGUAGGUAUUGCGCAUCCAGUGGGAUGGGCCACAAGUCAAUGUCAUCCUUGAUUAGCUUGUUGUUAGAAAGCGCACUCGAUAGCGUGCGCCGCAUAUCUCUUGCACAAACACCAGGUCCUGACUAUGACUACAGCAUACCGUUGAACAUCUACUUUGCCAACACAGAGGUAUUUAACAGCCUUAUGCCAGUGCUAGUUCACCAACUCACGAACUUGGCAUACCUUGCAGAUGACGUGCACGAUUUCACGUACAGAGCGCAGCACGGGGUUGUUCCCGCUGUGCGCGCCUUCUUUGCUUGUUUAAAUUCAAAUAAGCUUCAGAGUAAAACGCAGUCAGAGCUGGUUCGGGGGUUGCGUCACCCCAAUCGACAUGUGCGCCGCAUGUCAAUCGUGUGUUUGGACGGCAUUUACACGGACGGUGGUGAGGAGUUGGCUUCACGUUUAAUGGCUGAGAUGAUACCAACAGUGUUGGAACUCACUGAGGAUCGUGACGCCGCUAUCGUAGAGGAGGCUCGAAAGUUGUGCACAAACCUGUCCCACAUGACAGGAAGUGAUGUGCUUCAUGCGAUGAGUUGA
Molecule: messenger RNA, 8217 nt
Organism: Phytomonas sp. Hart1
Lineage: Eukaryota; Euglenozoa; Kinetoplastea; Trypanosomatida; Trypanosomatidae
Source: the annotation of a GenBank genome assembly